Messenger RNA from Coturnix japonica (Japanese quail), 1091 nucleotides. The record is from RefSeq and is a predicted model, not a curated record. NCBI's taxonomy places the organism in Eukaryota, Metazoa, Chordata, Aves, Galliformes, Phasianidae.
GGGGAACCCGCGGGCGGUCCCCUCGGACUCUGCUCCCCGCUACCGUCUGCGGCGUCUUUAAGCUCCGGGAUCGGGUGAAUGGUCCUAACUGGGAACUCCAACCAAGGGGAACGGUGAUAACCAACGAGCUAGUUUUUUGUUUUUUCCUCCUUUAUUGUACGGCGCUGUUCGUUAUGUGAGGCAGGAUGGUGGGGCAGUUAGAGAGGAGGAAAAAAAAAAAAAAAAGAAAAGAGCCACAACAGCACACACACGUGAAAAAAAUUAUGGACAGACUGAUCCUAAAAGCUGGAAUGCAGAACUCACCAUGAGCAUAGUGACACAAUGGAUUUUGGUAACAGGGGGAGGAUCCACUGCAACAUGAAGCUCACCUACUUUCUGCUGGUCAUGGGAAUGUUCUGCCUGACACCUUCCCUCUGCCAUAGCCAGAUUGAUCCACUGGCUCUUGGGCGAGCAGACCCUCAGUGCUGGGAAUCCUCCUCAGCUGUCUUACUGGAGAUGAGGAAGCCUCACAUUUCUGACUCUGUCAGUGGCUUUUGGGACUUCAUGAUCUUCCUGAAAUCAUCAGAAAACUUGAAACAUGGGGCUCUGUUCUGGGACCUGGCUCAGCUAUUCUGGGAUAUCUAUGUGGACUGUGUGCUCUCCAGAACCCACGGCCUAGGAAGAAGACAGCUUGCAGAAGCUCAACAGAGGAUCACUACCCUGGCUUCUCAGUUCACAGGGAGAAACCGAGGGAUGUUCGCUCAUAUUCAGAGGUCACCAGUUCUGAGGAAGAGAGACUUGUUUGAAGAUUUAAUAAAAAAACACAAGCAUAAAAGUAGAUCUACGUUACUUGGAAGAAUCAUUGGAGAGCUCGGGGAAAAGAAGAAACAACAUAUUUAAUCCAAGAACACAAUUUGUAUUUAUUUUUUUUAACUGUUUCUCUUUUCUUUUUGCAUUUUAAGUCUCAGUAAUGUGAAUUUACAGGUGGACAAAUGCCUAUAACUAGUACUGUAUCUGAUUUAACUUCUGGGUUGUUGUUUUGUUUUUGUUUUGUUUUUUUCUUAAGUGCCUAUGAAUUUUGUCUCCCUAAUAAACUGCAUGGUUUAUAAGCA